Messenger RNA from Papaver somniferum (opium poppy), 840 nucleotides. Its product is annotated as major latex protein 146-like. The transcript has 2 exons. Bases 140 to 619 code for a protein of 159 amino acids. Gene Ontology annotation, biological process: defense response. The record is from RefSeq and is a predicted model, not a curated record. Lineage: Eukaryota; Viridiplantae; Streptophyta; Magnoliopsida; Ranunculales; Papaveraceae.
AGUAAAUACAUCUAAUUAUUAAGAAAUCACCCUGUAGUUGCUGGUUCUAUAUAAACUCAUACAGCUAACAUCAAUUUUCAUCACCAUCACAAUCAUCCUAAUACCCAGCUAAGACAAUAAUCAGUAUCAACUAUCAGAAAUGGCUCAUGCUCAUGGUAUUUCAGGUCUAGUUGGGAAACUUAUUACUGAAUCGGAGGUUAACUGCAACGCUGACAAGUUUUACCAAAUGUUUAAGCACGAUGAAAAUAUUACAAAUAUAAUUCCUCAUAUCUAUACUAGUUUCAAGGUUGUCGAGGGAGAUGGACUUAUUUCUGGUUGUACCAAGGAAUGGGGCUAUCUUUCUGAGGGCAAAGCAAGGAUUGUUAAGGAGCAAACGACCUUUGAUGACGAAACAAGGACGAUACAUCAUUGCGCAAAAGCAGGAGACAUGAUGAAUGAUUACAAGAAGUUCGUUCUAACACUUGUAGUUAAUCCAAAGGCUCAUGGACAAGGAAGCACAGUCAAGUGGAUUAUAGAUUAUGAGAAGAUAAAUGAGGAUUCUCCAGUUCCUUUUGCUUAUCUAUCUCUGUGCAUUAAGAUCACUGAAGGUCUGAACUCUCACAUCUACGCUUCCGAAUAGGUUAUCAAUGGAUAUGUCCACCGAUAUGUUUGUGUAUCGGCGAAUAUCAGGACUCAGUAUAUAUGGUGUGUGCUAAUGGAGUUUCUACUAGAUCUCCUAUGAUCGACCUAAUAAAUGCGUACGUACUUGCAUGUAUGUGUGGUGUGUUUCAUUUCGUUUCGUUUUUCAUCUACUUUCUGUAAUUUCUAUUAAUAAUCAACGCUUGAUAUUGUGUUACCUAA